This is a messenger RNA of Brassicogethes aeneus, 728 nucleotides long. Lineage: Eukaryota; Metazoa; Arthropoda; Insecta; Coleoptera; Nitidulidae. The record is from the annotation of a GenBank genome assembly.
UACAAACGAGCUCAUGUAAAUAGUAACUUAAAGAACAAAAUGAAUUUAUUAACUUUUGCUAUAGCCCUUACAUUUUUUGUAACAUAUUGCACGACUAAUGAAGUUACUGAAUUGAUUAAACGUGCUCAGAACACUUGCAGAAUUCGAACUGGACUUUCAGAAGAUAAACUAAAUCAAGCCAUUGAGGCUAAGACGAAGGAUGAAAUUCCAAAAGGAAAAGAUAUUGAAUGUUUUAUUGAAUGUAUUUGGGUAGAAUUUGGUGUGUUGGAUCCUAACACGGGAGUAUAUGAUGAGCAAAAUUUUAUUGAAAGUAAUCCAAAAGAAUUUGUAGAAUUAUGGCUGAACAUUUCUAGGCCCUGUCAUAUUACUAAUUUUACAAGCAAUGAUUUUUGUAAAGAAGCAUAUAACUAUUAUGUAUACUGUUUAUUUGAGCAACCAAAUGUAAGUUUUAAUGUUUCACGAACUAACUAUAAUAAUAAUAAAUAUUUUUUUUUUAGUUCUACUUCAUUUAACAACAUAAACCAAUAAACAUAACAUUUUUUCAAAUACAUAUAUGUUUUUAAAAAUAAAAUAAAGGUUUACACGUAUUGAUUUUGUGUUUUUUUUUAACUAAUUUGGUGUUUAAUGUUUUUAGAAACUAUUUCAAAUUUGUUUAAAAAAUAAAAUUUAAAAGUAUUUAAAUAGUAUGUAUUUUAAAGAUCUUAAAAAUGAGAAAGAAUUGAACCUUC